GAGAGAGAGAGAGAGAGAGAGAGGCUACCCCUCCCUCCUGCAUCUCGUGCCAUCCGUCUAUAGAAACAAUCGCAUUAUGCUAAAACGCUCGCGUCCGUAGUGUGUGUAAACCCAGCCGCCAGCCACUGUCCUCCCGUGUUUAUCAUUUCAUUUCCCUUUCAAUCCCCCCCUCCUCCCCCAAUCUCAUCAAGAAGAAGAAAAAAAAAUAUGGAGCAAUCUUGAAUCGAAUCUGGCACAGAUCCUCACUCUCCCGAUCGAUCGAUUCUCCGACGAGCAAGCAGUGGUAACCGAAGGUAUGUGUUUGUAGUCGCUUGGCAGCAAGAUCGAGCAAUGGUUUGUCCGGCAUUGCUUGUUCUUGUCUUCGUCUUCGUCUUCGUCUCCGGCGAUGCGGUGUUGAUUUGGAGCUGCAUUUUUUUUCGUUUUGGAGGUCGGUAAUGGCGGCGGCGGCGGCGGACGCGGCGAUGGCUGCUGGGUUGGCGGAGCGGGAGCCGGCGUGGCUGCGGUCGCUGCUCGGCGCGCGGUUCUUCGAGGCGUGCGCGGCGCACCGCGGCAUGAGCAGGAACGAGUGCAACCAGUACUGCCUCACCUGCGCCGCGGCCGCCGACGACGCCGGCGGCGCGGCCGCCGUGGGGUGCCAGUGGUGCGUGGUGGCGGCGCACGGCGGCGGCGCGGGGCGGGAUCGCGGCCACCGCCACCGGGUGGUCCAGGUGCGGAGGUCGUCGUACCACAACGUGGUGCGCGUGUCGGAGCUGGAGCGCACGCUGGACCUGACGCGGGUGCAGACCUACGUCAUCAACCGCGACAGGGUCGUCUUCCUCAACGAGCGCCCGCAGGCGCCGCGCAACGGCCGGUGCGCCGCCGCCGCCGCCGUGGCGUGCGCCGCCUGCGAGGCGUGCGGCCGCGGCCUCCUCGACGUCGCCUUCCGCUUCUGCUCCCUCGGCUGCAAGGUCAGAGCUCCGGCCGCCGGCCGCCGGCCACGCUCCUUUCCUUUUCCGGCCGUCUCCGCCACCGUCUUUGCCGUUUUUGGGCCUCGUCCGAGGAGACGCGUCUCGUAUCAUCAGUGGGUUUUGCGCUUCAUCUGGACCGUUGGAUUGGGAACCAACGGCCCAGAUAGAUCUAGACGUGAGGAAGAAAUGGGAACGUCCGUAUGCUGGGCCGGUCAGUCUUGCAUGGGCCUACUCAGCCCAAUUAGGAAAUUAGCAGCUCUCUCUUUUUUUUUUUGGGAAAAAUUCAAAUCUCCCUUUUCAAUUUACUUCCACGCAGUAUGCUCCCUAUAUAGAGCAUCACCAACAGUCUAUACCUAUCUGAUUCCCAAAAUUGAUUUUAAAGGAAUUUAGUUCAAAAAACAGCUCCAACAGAUCUCUUACUCUCCUACGAGUUUGUUUUGGAGUUCCCUUUUCCCGAUUUCUCGCUCCGUUUAUAUACAGGCGCGCGGUCUCGUGAAAGUCGCUCCCAAUCUCACACUCCCGCCUCUCUCCUACCGUUCCAGCGUGUGAGAGAUAGCGAUCUUUCUGCACGUGGAAAAAAACAGAAUUUUCUGUUCGUAGUUUCAGAAGGGUCCACUUUUAAGUUUUUUCACUUCCUAUUUUUAUUUUAGGAAACCCAAAAAUAAUUUUUUGG
Molecule: messenger RNA, 1620 nt
Organism: Oryza sativa Japonica Group (Japanese rice)
Lineage: Eukaryota; Viridiplantae; Streptophyta; Magnoliopsida; Poales; Poaceae
Source: RefSeq, a predicted model, not a curated record